GCGCGACCGCAGGAGGAGGACGAUGAAGAUGAUGCGCCCGUCGUGACGGAAGAAUCGACCAACGAGGAUGACGAAGAGGAUGAGGAUGCCGAUGAGUCGGUCGAGCAAGCUGAGGAAGAGUGAUCCCAGCUGGCUCGCCUGAUCCUUCGACCCCACCUCAUCUGAUCCGACUAGAACAAAAACAUCAUUCGAACUUCGGGGCUCUGCCUAGAUCUAUCUGAUGUGCUCAAUGAGACUUGGUCGUGUAGCUUCUGUGGCCAUGUCGCGCUCGCUCUGCGCUCCUGAGAAUGCACAGAAUCGCGACACUCUCGGAAUCAUUCUGAAUUGCCGCCCACCUCUCGAGCCGACGACUGGACUAGCGCAUGGCGAACUUCCCCAGACACUCUCAGCCUACUGCCGCCUUCCUCAGGUGCUUGAGAGAUCCAGCCUGAAUGGCAGACCCGCUGCAAACCGACAGCAAUGUCACCGCGGCAGGCGGUGAUCAACCUGAUGAGCUCGAUCAACGCGACGAGGCACGCUUGCAGGGAGGUCUCAAGGACCGAAACCCUUUCAAGCUACAUCCGAGAUGCGGAGCGAUCGGCGUACGUGCAAUGUUGUUCACCCCCAGCUGGUUCAGCAUCAACAUGGGCACGGGCAUAACCUCUAUCCUGCUCCACAACCUGCCGUAUCAGUUUCCGGGUCUGGGCAUCAUCUCCGUCGUCAUCUUUGUCUUCAAUCUCAUCUUGUUCUUGACGUUUCUCUCCAUGUCGAUAUUACGGUACUCGCUCUAUCCUCGCAUCUUUGCUCUCAUGGUCACUCACUCCACCCAAGCCUUCUUUCUGGGCACCUUCUCGAUGGGAUUUUCGACCAUUGUCAACAUGAUCGCAUUUGUUUGUAUACCCGCGUUUGGUCAGCACUUUGUCAUCCUCGCCUGGGCUCUCUGGUGGAUCAACGCGAUCAUCUCGCUCCUUGUAGGGAUCGGAGUCCCUUUUGCCAUGUUCAAUUACCACAAUCAGUCACUCGAGGUCCUCAACGGCACUUGGCUCUUGCCCAGCGUGUCGCCCAUCGUCGCAGCUGCCACUGGCGGUAUCGUGGCCGACUAUCUGCCCGCAAGCCACGCUCGGUUGACCCUCACAAUUUCAUACAUUCUCUGGGGUUCCGCCUUCCCGGUCUCGCUAUUGAUCAUGGCGGUCUACUUCCAUCGUCUGGCAGUACACCACCUUCCCCCGGCUGCUGCCAUUGUCUCUGUUUUCCUACCAUUGGGUCCGUGCGGACAGGGUGCAUUCGCGAUCCUACAAUUUUCAAAGGUCAUCAGGAAGCUUGCGAUGGAAACGGGGGUCGGUCUGGGCGCUGGCAGUACCUUCAAUCCGGCAGAACAGGUCCAGAUGGCGAAUGCGCUCUACAUCUGUACCAUCGCAGUCGCACUUGUCAUCUGGGGUCUCGGGCUCUUUUGGCUAUCUAUUGCGGUUCUGUCGAUCAUUAAAAUGGCAAGUACUGAUGGUCUUAUCUUCAACAUGGGCUGGUGGGGCUUUACGUUCCCUCUUGGCGUUUUCACGGUGGCAACGACGACGCUCGGAGUCGAGCUCCAGUCUGACGCACUCAAGAUACUCGGGACUGUCUUUACAGGCUGUGAGACCUUACUCUGGCUCUUGCUCAUCACGCGCACGGCACUACGCGCAUAUGACGGCAGAAUGUUCUCAUCGCCCUGCUUGGGUGAUAUCGGUGUCAACUUGGCUGCGGCCAAUAGCUGUGCUUGUGAAAAGUGCACACGCUCGGUCUGAUGGUUUCAAUGCACUGAUCGAUGUGACGACGCUGCAUAUAUGUUGUUAACAAUCCUCUUGCAACUUCUUAGGAGCA
Mixia osmundae IAM 14324 is the source of this 1836-nucleotide messenger RNA. RefSeq lists its product as uncharacterized. The coding region runs from base 432 to 1760 and encodes 442 amino acids. The transcript is spliced from 5 exons. Gene Ontology annotation, molecular function: sulfite transmembrane transporter activity. NCBI's taxonomy places the organism in Eukaryota, Fungi, Basidiomycota, Mixiomycetes, Mixiales, Mixiaceae. Gene Ontology annotation, cellular component: plasma membrane. The record is from RefSeq and is a predicted model, not a curated record. Gene Ontology annotation, biological process: sulfite transmembrane transport; transmembrane transport.